AUGUCUGAUACCAACUCCACAUCCAAAACGAACUCAGUCGAAACACAGUCACUAACAACCCCAGUCCCCAACUCCACCACCGGCCCUACAACCCCCAACGCCUCCCAACCUCAGCCACAGGAGACAGAAACCGAGCCCGAACCCCAUCCGGAAUGGAUCCAAAGCGCCCUGAGCAUCAUCAAAGCAGGCAAGGAAGCAGAACUACAGCACCGGCAGACCGUCAAUGAGAUGAAGACCAUGGCGGAGAUGCUGGACAUGCAGGCGCCGUUCCCGGCGACUAUAAUGGCGGUGUCGGCGCUCGUGAGGGAUCAUCCGGGAGAUGCGGUGGGGAAGGCGCUCGUUGAGGGGGUCUUGUGGGGGGUUAUUGAGGAGUUGACUGAAUGA
This is a messenger RNA of Aspergillus steynii IBT 23096, 384 nucleotides long. RefSeq lists its product as uncharacterized. The transcript is spliced from 2 exons. NCBI's taxonomy places the organism in Eukaryota, Fungi, Ascomycota, Eurotiomycetes, Eurotiales, Aspergillaceae. The coding region runs from base 1 to 384 and encodes 127 amino acids. The record is from RefSeq and is a predicted model, not a curated record.